Molecule: messenger RNA, 2048 nt
Organism: Frankliniella occidentalis (western flower thrips)
Lineage: Eukaryota; Metazoa; Arthropoda; Insecta; Thysanoptera; Thripidae
Exons: 10
Coding region: 115-1689 (524 amino acids)
Cellular component (GO): nucleus
Molecular function (GO): protein binding
Source: RefSeq, a predicted model, not a curated record
GGGAGAGAAGGGGAUGAGGGAGAAGGAGAAGGGAAGAAAGGAUAACACGGAGAACGAAGUAGAGAAGACUAUUUAUAUUUAUUUUUGUAUGCGUGUGGCUAUUUCCAACUGAAAAUGGCUGCUGUUAGCACGGAAAAAUGGGUCAAGUUCUUUACCAGAGCUGGUAUACCACAGCGUGCAGCUGCCACUUAUGCCCUUACUUUUGCUGACAAUCGCAUACAAUUGGAUAUGCUACUUGACCUUAACAAAGAGUAUCUGCGUGAUAUGGGUAUCACUCUUAUGGGUGAUGUCAUUGCAAUUCUACGACAUGCUCGUCAAGUCCAUGAAGAGAUUACGCAUGAAAGAUUGUUAUUAUCUGCCAAAGGACCUAGUAGCUCUAUUAAACCAGUGUCAAGCAAUGUCAAAGAAUCAUCAAUCAGUGCUGGAACAGCAAAGUUGUUGAAAGGCACAAAGGUACUGAAAGCUCCAUCUACAAGCACUUCAAGUAGUUCUUUCAAUAGUUCAUCCUCUUCUUCUCAAUCUUCAUCAGCUCCAUCACCACCUAAAAAAGUUUCUGUUCCUUCUCGUAUAUCUGACCCAAAUCCAAGGCCGGUUCCACCCGGUCGCACUACUGCUUCUUCUUCCGCCUUAUCACGAUCAAUGGGCACAUCAUCAGAAAAAACCUCUGCAAAGAAAACAGAAUCUCAGCCAGAGUCUUUAAAGCGAAGGUCAGGGGAAAUUUCAAGGUCAAAGUCUGCUGGUGAAAAAGUGGACCUUGAAGAAAUUCAAGUCCCUGUAAAGAAGGUGAGACGAGUUCUGCCUGAGCAUGAAGGUGGGUACAAAAUUAAAAUGCCAACAGGGUCGACCCCUCGCAGUCAACAAAUUCUUGCAAAACAGAAAGAAACUGCCAGUAAGAAAACAGUGUUUGACCGCCUAGGGGGAUCAACCUCACCUGUCACUGAACCUGUGACAGCAGCUGUUUCAGCUGUUUCUAGUACCACAUCUGAUCCAACUUUUACCAUAACAGGCCUUGAAGGAACCAAAAAGUCAAAGAUUACAUCGGUUUUCAGUAGGUUAGGAGAUAAACAGGUUUCUUCUACCUCAAUACCACCAGGAACUGAGGACAAUGCCUCACAUCCAGGAAUCCUCAAAAAUACUGUUACCAAACCUGUUCAAAGGGCAACUGUAGUUGCAAGAACAUCCUCUAUGGUUGCUGACUCUCUGUCUACUGCGAAUCGCAGUGAUGUUCAAAGUAGAAUAGGCAUGACAAAAGAAGUGCCAACCGUUAAACGUUCAGCCACAAUUGUUUCCAUUCCCAAACAGGACUAUGGGAUGAAGCGCUCUGCUACAGUUGUAAUGAUUCCACGGAAAACUGGGGAAGUGAAACGUUUGGCUACAGUUUUACCUGGUUCCAAGCCAGUAAAACUUGUAAAAACUGAGGGUAUUCUAGCUGGCUUCUCCAGAGAAAUCAGUAGGUCUGUCAAGUCAAGAUUAGGAGUUGAUGAAACAUCAAGAGCACCACAGACAGUACGCCUCAAACCAGUACCACGAGCCAUAGGUGCUGCUGGCCCAAUCAAACAGAGGGUUGAUUUUGCAAAAAUGAAUGGAGGUGGCACUGCCAGUUCCAUCAAAAGGGUAACCUUCAGCGGCCCAUCACCAUCAGAAAAGAUAUCUUCUAAGUCUGGUGUUUUUAGCAGACUUGGCAGAUAGGUUUCUCUACUUACUAAAUAGAUGUAAUACACCCAUACUCUUCUUCUUUGAGUUGUUAGGUUUUCUGUUAUUUCUUUUUUUUUCUUGUUUACUCAGAAGACAGUCUCAGUAAUCAAUUUUAUUUCUGAUGAAGGAAAUUUUUUCCAUUUUUCAAUGGAAUUUUUUUUAUUUCCUAUGUGAGCUACACAUUUUUACCUCUAAUUUUUGUUUCAUCUGGUAACUGUGUGUAAUUUUCUAUCUAUUUUCUCAACAGUGUUCGUUAUGACCUGCUGCAAAAAAAAUCUCACGUGGAUAGCAGCCACUUUGUACAUUAAAAAUAAAUCCAUUAUUUAUAUUAAAAGAACAAAUAUUUCAUGAAA